This is a messenger RNA of Cephus cinctus (wheat stem sawfly), 679 nucleotides long. RefSeq lists its product as uncharacterized. The record is from RefSeq and is a predicted model, not a curated record. The coding region runs from base 248 to 586 and encodes 112 amino acids. The transcript has 3 exons. NCBI's taxonomy places the organism in Eukaryota, Metazoa, Arthropoda, Insecta, Hymenoptera, Cephidae.
CGAAGAUCAAAUGCGAUUCGAAGAUAAGAUAUACCCUUCUUCCUAAACCUCGAUAGAACGUCACUUAUCAGUAAAAAUCUGUAUUAAUUUAUGUCAGAAAUAUCGAGCCAAGACAUCGUCGUUACGAUCGUUUUACUCGUUCUCAGUGGUGUUCUGUACUUCAGUUUACUUUUUUAAAAGAAAUUGUUACAUAGAGCAUAUAGUGAUUUCAUCUAAAUACCAAUACCCAACUGUCGAAUGGAUCAUCAUGUCCGAAGAUAUUACGAACAUCAGAAAGAACAUAAGAGAGAUUGUACGACGAGCCAAUGCAAUGGAACCUAAAGCCAACAAAGAUGAUCAAUUGAAAGAGUAUCAUGAGCAUAGAAGGAAAUUCCUCACGAAUCGAAAUAAAUUCGAGCAAGCUGAACACAUCGAAGUAAAGGAGAAAAAACCAUUUAUUCCUGAUUGGGUAAAAUCUGAACAGAAUCAACCAGUAUCGAUUAUUUAUAAGCUUAAAGGAUCCGAGGUGACGGAUAUAAGAACAGAUUUAACGCAAGACAAGGAAACUUUUGGCCUCAGUCGUCGAAGUAUUAACAGGUCUUUAUGAAAAAAACCAAGUAGAAGAAAGUAACACUCAGAUCCAGAAUACUGUUGAUGAUCAUCAUCAUGGUAUAUCUGCAACCGGAAAUCAACGACAGCC